AUGGCAGUUUAAGAAAAUAUUACCUUACCUAAAGAAAAUGCAUUCACUAAUCAAUAUAAAAUGUAUAAACUUAGAUGUGAUAUCCUUGAAUAAGAAAAAUAAUAGUUAAAUACUUAAAUUAAAGAAUUGAAAAAUGAAUUAGUAGAACUUGAAAGAAAAGUAGGAUCACUUUAAUCAGAGAGAGAAAAGAUAAUCUCUAAAUAAGCUAUGCUUUAAAAUAAUGUAUUUUCAAUAUUAAUUAUAUUUUAGUUAGAUGAAGUUAAUUAAGGACUUUAGACUAUUGUAGACAGAAGUAAGGCCAUAACUGUAAAAAUAUAUAACAUAUAAGAAUAAAUGAAAAUUUUAGAUGAAACUAUGAAACCUCUUUAAUAGGAAAUGAAUAAAUAUGAAGUUUUGGCUAAAUCUACUUGA
Paramecium primaurelia is the source of this 411-nucleotide messenger RNA. Lineage: Eukaryota; Ciliophora; Oligohymenophorea; Peniculida; Parameciidae. The record is from the annotation of a GenBank genome assembly.